Penicillium diatomitis is the source of this 2559-nucleotide messenger RNA. RefSeq names its product snoRNA-splicing protein PRP40. Gene Ontology annotation, biological process: mRNA cis splicing, via spliceosome. Gene Ontology annotation, molecular function: protein binding; RNA binding. The record is from RefSeq and is a predicted model, not a curated record. The transcript is spliced from 4 exons. Gene Ontology annotation, cellular component: U1 snRNP; U2-type prespliceosome. Lineage: Eukaryota; Fungi; Ascomycota; Eurotiomycetes; Eurotiales; Aspergillaceae. Bases 1 to 2559 code for a protein of 852 amino acids.
AUGAAUCCCAUACCAGGAGCCCCCAGUGUCCCAGCUUUGUGGCAGGAGGCGCGAAAUGCCGAUGGGAGAGUUUAUUACUACAAUGUGCAAACAAAGGCAACGCAAUGGACCAAGCCAAUCGACUUGAUGACUCCCGUUGAGCGCGCCCUCGCAAAUCAGCCGUGGAAGGAAUACACAGCAGAAGGAGGACGCAAGUACUGGUACAAUACGGAGACCAAGCAGAGCACGUGGGAGAUCCCCGAGGUUUACAAAAAUGCGCUUGCACAGGCCCCUGCUGCCCCGGUGCCAGCUGCCCCAGCUGUUCCUGUUGCAGGACCCGCAUUUGUAGCUGGCGGCUCCAGCGCUUUCUCUCAUCCGCCGCAUCGUGACCGCGAUCGCGACUAUCCUCGUGAUCGGGACCGAGAUCGUGACCACCGCGACUACCGUGACCAUCGCGACCAUCGUGACCACCGCGACCACCGUGAUCACCGUGACUAUCGGGACCAACGUGAUCAUCGUGACCACCGUGACUACCGCGACCGUGACCGUGAUCGUGACCGGGAUGACUAUGACCGCGGGUAUGGCGAUCGUCGUGGGGGAUAUGGAUCAUUUGAUCCCAACGGAACGGCGGCUGUAUCAGCAUUGACCUCGCAGGCCGACCCCGAAUACGGUUCCCUUGAAGAGGCAGAAAGCGCUUUCAUGAAGAUGCUGAAGCGGAACAACGUCCAGCCCGACUGGUCCUGGGAACAGACGAUGCGAGCAACAAUUAAGGAUCCCCAAUAUCGGGCGCUCAAGAAUCCGCUUGAUCGCAAGGCAGCUUUCGAGAAAUACGCGGCCGAGGUUCGCAUGCAGGAAAAGGACCGUGCAAAAGAACGUUUGGCUAAGCUGCGUGCAGACUUCAAUACCAUGCUCAAGCGGCACCCAGAAAUUAAGCAUUACAGUCGCUGGAAGACCAUCAGGCCCAUUAUUGAGGGAGAAACUACUUUCCGGGCCACUGACGAUGACGAUGAACGUCGUCAGCUCUUUGAGGAUUACGUUGUCGAACUCAAGAAGGCACACCUUGAGCAAGAGGCUGCGAAUCGAAAGGCUGCCAUGAGCGAGCUUGUGCAAAUUUUAGGCUCUCUGAACUUAGAACCUUACACUCGCUGGUCGGAAGCUGAGGCAGUCAUCGAGUCCAAUGAGAAGGUUAAGACUGAUGAUAAGUUCAAGGCCUUGACCAAAUGCGAUAUUUUGACCGCAUUUGAAAAUCACAUCAAAUCAUUAGAGCGUGCUUUCAACGACGCACGCCAGCAACAAAAAGCGAUCAGGGCGCGCAAGGAGCGUCGCAAUCGGGAGGCUUUCCUGGAGCUAUUGAAAGAGCUCAAAUUGCAAGGCAAAAUCAAGGCAGGCAGCAAAUGGAUGGAUAUCCGUCCAGUUAUCCAGGACGACGCCCGUUAUCACGCGAUUCUCGGUCAACCUGGAUCAACUCCUCUUGACCUCUUCUGGGAUAUGGUUGAAGAGGAGGAGCGUGCACUCCGUGGGCCACGAAAUGACGUUCUCGACGUCCUGGAUGACAAACGAUACGAAAUUACCGCCAAGACUACAUUCGAAGAAUUCAAGGAGACCAUGCUCACUGACCGCAGAACCUCUCAAAUCGACUCAGAAACGCUCACUCUGCUGUUUCAUCGCAUCCAGGACAAAGCUAUCCGCCGUGACGAAGAAGAGAAACAUGCGGCAGACCGUCACCAGCGUCGCGCUGUUGACGCUCUUCGUUCACGGAUCAAGCGUCUCGAGCCUCCGGUUCGUGUUAGUGAUACCUGGAAUGAUGUCAAACCACGCCUUGAAAAGUACGAAGAGUACAAAGCAGUCGAGUCCGACGAACUCCGCGAGUCCGCUUUUGAGAAGGUCCUCCGCCGUUUGAAGGAGAAGGAGGAAGAUGGAAAAGAGCGGGACCAUCGUGAUCGUGAUCACGCUCGUGAUCACAGCCGGCGACGUGACUACGAUCGUGGUGAGCGUGGCUAUCGUAGCGGUCGAGGCGAGCGACGGGGUGGAAGCCGAUACAGCCGCACUCCUGAACUUGACGCCUAUGAAGCCGAUCGACGCAAGGCGCAGGCCGACCGAGAACGAUCCUACCGCAAAGUGAGUGUGUUCUCACCCUCGCGUGAUCGUCAUGACGACCGCGACCGCGAACGGGGAGAUCGAGAUCGAGAUCGUGAACGUUACCGUGAGCGUGAGCGUGAGCGUGAACGAGGGGAUCGGGACUACGACCGCCGUCCAGGCGACCGGCGGGAAGACGAGCGGGAGCGUCUUUACCGUACACGCGGCGAUCCUCGCGGUGGGCGCGACGAGCUAGAUUACGGCGAGACUCGUAGUGUGACUAGCACCGACCGUCGUCGCCGCCGGGAAAGCGACGCAGAAAGUGUGGCUAGUCGCUCCACGAAGCGAUACCGCCGUGACAGUCGAGAGCGAGAGCGCAGUCCGGGUCCUCGGCGAGCUGGGCUGGAGCGCUCGGUCAUUCCUGAGGAGACAACCAAGGCGGACGAAAUGACCGAAAAGGCCAUCCACUCUGGCAGUGAAGAAGGAGAAAUUGAGGAGGACUAG